Messenger RNA from Striga hermonthica, 603 nucleotides. Lineage: Eukaryota; Viridiplantae; Streptophyta; Magnoliopsida; Lamiales; Orobanchaceae. The record is from the annotation of a GenBank genome assembly.
AUGGCGAACGCUGAAGCCGAGGCGGUUGAUUUCGAGCCGGAGUAUGACGAUCUUAUGGACGAGGAUGUUGGCGACGGUUCCCCCCAUCGUAACGGCGCCUCCGCUAUACCGCGGCUAAGGUCUGCCAUUGCUGGUGGCGGCUCGUCAUCGGCUCCUAAGAAGACUAAGGGCCGUGGGUUCCGGGAUGAGGCGGCAGCUGAAGCCGACCGCAGCGUUCGGAUGUCUGCGCGAUUUGACUCGCUCGAGUCUGAAGGAGGCCCCGGGCCCGAACGAUCUAUUGAAGGAUGGAUUAUUCUCGUUACUGGAGUUCAUGAAGAGGCACAAGAGGAUGAUCUACAGAAUUCAUUUGGUGAUUUUGGAGAGAUGAAGAAUCUACACUUGAAUCUUGACCGUCGUACGGGAUUUGUCAAGGGCUAUGCUCUAAUUGAAUAUGAGAAGUAUGAAGAGGCCCAGGCUGCUAUAAAUGAAAUGGAUGGAAAAGAGUUCCUUGAUCGUAUCGUAAAUGUUGAUUGGGCAUUCAGCAAAGGUCCGUUCAGAAAGAGGAAUGUGAGGAGGAGAUCACCUCGUGGUCAUCGCUCUAGGAGUCCGCGAAGGAGAUUUUGA